AUGCAUGAGCAAGGUAAAAAACAUCGAGAAAAUCAGGAAAAGUUUCUUAGGGAUAUUUAUCGUAAAGAACAUGAAAGCCGUAAAGAGGCAGCGAAAACUAAACGAGAAUUAGAAAGAAUUGAAAAGGCAGCAAUGAAACAAUAUAGAAGAGAUAUUGCACUUGAAGCUCCUGGUGCUACUUCAUCUAUAAAGCCUCCAACUGAUUUAACACCUACAAAAAAUAUUGGUUAUCAUGAUAUUGUUUAUGCGGGAUCUGCUACACCACUACAUACUUCAACUGCACCUCUACCAGCUCAACCAGUGAUCACGCAAACAAGAGCACCAAUAGUGGAAGAUAGAGGAGAUGGUACUGAACCUGUUAUAGGUGAAUGGAGGCCCGUAACUCCACCCCCAUUACCAACUAUUCGUAAUUCACAUAUUAAGGAAGAUCAUGAAGAAUUGGACCUGGAAUUAGUAAAAAUAAAGAAAGAGGAAGGCGUAGACGAAAAAAGCAAUGUUGUUUUCAAAAAAAGAAAAUUUGGAAAUAGCAAUAAUAAAUCAAGAAAUAUUAGGAAAAAGAUUGACCAGUAG
Molecule: messenger RNA, 570 nt
Organism: Dentiscutata erythropus
Lineage: Eukaryota; Fungi; Glomeromycota; Glomeromycetes; Diversisporales; Gigasporaceae
Source: the annotation of a GenBank genome assembly